Messenger RNA from Lucilia cuprina (Australian sheep blowfly), 1281 nucleotides. RefSeq names its product homeobox protein Hox-B8b (gene HHEX). The record is from RefSeq and is a predicted model, not a curated record. The coding region runs from base 120 to 1142 and encodes 340 amino acids. The transcript has 2 exons. NCBI's taxonomy places the organism in Eukaryota, Metazoa, Arthropoda, Insecta, Diptera, Calliphoridae. Gene Ontology annotation, molecular function: DNA-binding transcription factor activity, RNA polymerase II-specific; RNA polymerase II cis-regulatory region sequence-specific DNA binding. Gene Ontology annotation, biological process: regulation of transcription by RNA polymerase II; cell differentiation.
AAUAAGACCAUACAACUGUUAAGGUCUCAAAAGUGAACUACAAUUAGAGGAAAAUAAUCAUAUAAGCAAAAUAGUGCAAUUAUUUAAUAAGAAAAAUACUAUAAUUAAAGGAAAAUAAAAUGGAUACCUUAAAAACCAAUAAAUCCUCUUUCUCUAUAGAAAAUAUUUUAGAUCAAAAAACCUCUAAAGAUACUAAUUUAAAACCGACAACACAUAUACAAAUACCCUCUCCCAGUUUAACAACAACAACAUCUUUACCCUCACCCAAUUUGGAUAAUACCGUAACAUCUACCAGUCUAGCACGUACACCGGAUUUUGAACAAUAUACCGCUUUUAAAAAUCUCACUUUAAAAACAGCCAACAACCACAACAUCAACAACAACUCUCCCUCCUCAUUAACUUUAGCUAGUACUUUAACACAACAUGCAACAGCUGCCCCUGCUCCUACUGCUCUACAUUUUGAUCAUGUUUAUGAUCCUACAGCCUCCUUAUUCUAUCAACAAGUCUUAAAUUUACAGAAAAAUUCCGCCUUUUUAAUGCCACAUUUUCAGGCUGCAGCAGCUGCCGCCGCAAUGGCUAAUGUUUCGACGGUGGCGGCUCGUGGAACACCGUCGGUUUAUUGUGAAACUCCUUAUAAUCAAUUUAUGGAUUGUGAAGCCUAUCCCACAAAUGCCUCAGCCGCUGCUGCUCUAUACUGUAAUGCUGCCUAUCCCGGUUUCUAUAUGCCUGGUUUUGGUGUAAAACGUAAAGGUGGACAAAUUCGUUUUACCUCACAACAAACUAAAAAUCUCGAAAAUCGUUUCAACUCCUCCAAAUAUCUAUCGCCCGAAGAACGUAGACAUUUAGCUCUACAACUUAAGCUAACCGAUCGUCAAGUCAAAACAUGGUUUCAAAAUCGUCGAGCUAAAUGGCGUCGUGCUAAUCAGGCAAAACGUUCUUCCCACUAUUUACAUGCCGCAGCUCAGACACAUAAUAAUCAACGUAGUGUUAUUAAAUCAAAUCAUAUAACAAAUAAUAAUAGUAAUAGUAGAAAUCAGUCAUUGAGUCAGGAAGAUAAACAAUUCCUGUCGGAAAAUGAUGAAAGUGAUGGAGAUAGUGAAGAUGAAGAUAUUUAUGUGCAGGAUAGACCAAGAUCGGAAUAAACAAAGUAGUAGUAAUUUAAGUUUUAACGUAAAUUUAACCAAAGAUAUCAGUUAACUAAAGUAUUUAAGAGCAUUUAUUAGCUUUAAGUUUUAAUAAGUAAAAAUUUAGUUUUAAUUUUAUAUGUAAAUAGUGCGAUUU